Arabidopsis thaliana (thale cress) is the source of this 1157-nucleotide messenger RNA. It is a transcript of the gene NUDX13, whose product is annotated as nudix hydrolase homolog 13. Lineage: Eukaryota; Viridiplantae; Streptophyta; Magnoliopsida; Brassicales; Brassicaceae. Bases 384 to 992 code for a protein of 202 amino acids. Gene Ontology annotation, cellular component: mitochondrion. Gene Ontology annotation, molecular function: pyrophosphatase activity; diphosphoinositol-polyphosphate diphosphatase activity; hydrolase activity. The record is from RefSeq and is marked reviewed. The transcript is spliced from 5 exons.
CUUAUUAUAUAUGUCCCCGCAAAAAUCUCAUCUUUUUCCUUCUUCCUUCCUUCCUAUAUGUGCCAACAACAAACCAAAACCGUUCCUUUCUUUUUCCAUUUUUCUUGUUUUUUUUUGUUUUGUUUUUGGAGUUGUGUUUCACCUGUUGUUGGUUCUUUAGUUCGUCUUCUGGGUUAAACAAAGAAGAUCGGUUCUGUUUUUAUUUUUAUUUUGAAACAAGAAGAAGAAAGCAAGCUACGAUGAUGUUUCUUGCUGACGCCAAUAGAUAAAGACACGACUUUUACAAAGCUUAGGACCUGCAUUCUCACCGUAAUUAGCUCUUCUUCUCAAUUUCUCCAAAUAAAUUUGUGUGUUUUUAAUGUGUGUGUUGCAGGUUAUCAAAAAUGUCGAAUCUUUCUGCAAGAACAGGACGAGACCAUCAACGUUAUGACAACAACUUCCGUCUUGUUUCUGGAUGCAUUCCGUAUAGGCUGGUGAAAGAUGAAGAAGAGGACUCAACAAGUGUUGACUUUGAAAACAAGCUUCAAGUUCUUAUGAUUUCAUCUCCUAAUCGUCACGAUCUUGUCUUCCCAAAGGGAGGAUGGGAAGAUGAUGAAACUGUUCUUGAAGCUGCUUCUCGUGAAGCUAUGGAAGAAGCAGGAGUUAAAGGAAUACUAAGAGAAGAUCCAUUAGGAGUUUGGGAAUUUAGAAGUAAGAGUAGCAGUGUGGAAGCUGAUUGCUGCUUAGGUGGUGGAUGCAAAGGUUAUAUGUUUGCGUUAGAGGUGAAGGAAGAACUUGCGAUAUGGCCUGAGCAAGAUGACCGCGAGAGAAGAUGGCUGAAUGUAAAAGAAGCCUUGGAGCUGUGUCGGUAUGAGUGGAUGCAGAGCGCUCUUGAAGAGUUUCUACGAGUAAUGGCAGAAGAAGGAAGCACAAAGGAAGACUCUCUUGCCAUUUCCAGCAUUUCAAAUCGAGGAGAGCGUCAAAUUGAUCCUCGCUACUGCUUUGUAGUCUAACUAGUUUCGUUUCUCUAGGCGUAUCAAACCUCUCUCUCAAUUGUUAUAUAUUAUGGAAAGACUUCUUCUGUAAACAAAGUUAAAACAUGAGAAGCAAAUGCUUUCAGACCCUGUGACUUGAAUGUGUUUCUCAUAAGCAAAAGAUAUAUAGAGAUUAUAUUAACU